GGCGUCGGCGGCCGCGGCCGGGGACGGUGUGAGAGCGGUAAGAUGGCGGCGGCAGCGGUGGUGGAGUUCCAGAGAGCCCAGUCUCUGCUUAGCACCGACCGGGAGGCCUCCAUCGACAUCCUGCACUCCAUCGUAAAGCGUGACAUUCAGGAAAAUGAUGAGGAGGCAGUUCAGGUCAAAGAGCAGAGCAUCCUUGAACUGGGGUCUCUCUUAGCGAAGACUGGACAGGCUGCAGAGCUUGGAGGACUCCUGAAGUAUGUUCGACCCUUCUUGAAUUCCAUCAGUAAGGCUAAAGCUGCCCGUCUGGUCCGAUCCCUUCUUGAUCUGUUUCUUGAUAUGGAAGCAGCUACAGGGCAGGAGGUCGAGCUGUGUUUAGAAUGCAUCGAAUGGGCCAAAUCAGAGAAAAGAACUUUCUUACGCCAAGCUUUGGAGGCAAGACUGGUGUCUUUGUACUUUGAUACCAAGAGGUACCAGGAAGCGUUGCAUUUGGGUUCUCAGCUACUUCGUGAGUUGAAAAAGAUGGAUGACAAAGCUCUUUUGGUGGAAGUACAGCUCUUAGAAAGCAAAACGUACCAUGCCCUGAGCAAUCUGCCGAAAGCCCGAGCUGCCUUAACCUCUGCUCGAACCACAGCGAAUGCUAUCUACUGCCCCCCUAAACUACAGGCCACCCUGGACAUGCAGUCAGGUAUCAUCCAUGCAGCAGAGGAAAAGGAUUGGAAAACUGCAUACUCAUACUUCUACGAGGCUUUUGAGGGUUAUGACUCCAUUGAUAGUCCCAAGGCCAUCACAUCCCUGAAGUACAUGUUGCUGUGCAAAAUCAUGCUCAACACAAUAGAUCAUGUUCAUAAGUUGUCUCUUUAAUCUCAGACAGAAGCAUUGAAAUGUGUGGCUCAGGCUAGCAAGAACAGAUCACUGGCGGAUUUUGAAAAGGCCUUGACAGAUUACAGGGCAGAGCUCCGGGAUGACCCAAUCAUCAGCACACACUUGGCCAAGUUGUAUGAUAACUUACUGGAACAGAACCUGAUCCGAGUCAUUGAGCCUUUUUCCCGAGUACAGAUUGAACACAUAUCUAGCCUCAUCAAACUCUCCAAGGCUGAUGUGGAAAGGAAAUUAUCACAGAUGAUUCUUGAUAAGAAGUUUCAUGGUGAGUAA
This is a messenger RNA of Octodon degus (degu), 1152 nucleotides long. RefSeq names its product proteasome 26S subunit, non-ATPase 11 (gene Psmd11). The record is from RefSeq and is a predicted model, not a curated record. Gene Ontology annotation, molecular function: structural molecule activity; protein binding. Gene Ontology annotation, cellular component: proteasome regulatory particle, lid subcomplex. The transcript is spliced from 11 exons. Gene Ontology annotation, biological process: ubiquitin-dependent protein catabolic process. Lineage: Eukaryota; Metazoa; Chordata; Mammalia; Rodentia; Octodontidae.